This is a messenger RNA of Alosa alosa (allis shad), 1631 nucleotides long. RefSeq names its product crystallin, lambda 1 (gene cryl1). Gene Ontology annotation, molecular function: NAD+ binding; L-gulonate 3-dehydrogenase activity. Bases 50 to 1261 code for a protein of 403 amino acids. Lineage: Eukaryota; Metazoa; Chordata; Actinopteri; Clupeiformes; Clupeidae. Gene Ontology annotation, biological process: fatty acid metabolic process. The transcript has 9 exons. The record is from RefSeq and is a predicted model, not a curated record.
UCUGAAUUCAGUCAUUGGAUUUGAGACAGCGACUGACUGAAAAUGAGUAAUGCAACGGGAUCCAAAACUAUCACAAUUGUUGGAAGUCUGUAUUUUUACAUUAACAGAUAAUCAGCUGACUGAUCAACAGAGCGCUUUUGAAUGGGAAUUGCUAUUCAAGCACCUCCUGCUGCAGUUCCACAGAAACGAUUUUCAGUGCACAACUACUGUGCAUGCUUGUACUGGCCUGUCAAUGGGAGUUAUUUUCCAUAGAGGAAAGCGGAUGUUCCACAUCUCUGUUAGAGGCCAUGCUUUCCUCUUGUCAGCAAAAUAUUCUGUGCUUCACAAAGAUGAUGUCUGUAUGCAUGAGUGCAUUGGGCUGAUUGGACGGUCCUGGGCCAUGGUGUUCAUCAGUGGGGGGUACAAGGUGAAAAUCUAUGACAACCAACCUGGUCAGGCAACCAAAGCCAUCACAGAGAUCAGAAAGCAGCUGGAGGAGCUUCAGCAGGCCCAGAUGCUGAGGGGCAGCCUGGGUGUGUCUGAGCAGCUGGCCCUGCUCAGCAGCCACGAUGACCUCCAGCAGGCACUAGAGGGCGCCUUCUUUGUCCAGGAGUCAGUGUUUGAGGAGUUGGAGGCCAAGAAAAGUGUGUUCCAGGCGGUCGAGUCCCACGUUGGAGAGGAUGUGAUCCUCAGCAGCUCCACAUCUUGCCUGAUGCCCAGUAACGUGUUCUCAGGACUCCAGAACCGAUCCCGCUGCAUCAUAUCCCAUCCAGUGAACCCGCCCUACUACGUGCGUCUGGUGGAGCUGGUGCCUCACCCAGACACAGUGCCGGCUGUGAUGGAGGCGGCCCACGCCCUCAUGACCAGUGUGGGCCAGGCUCCCGUCCGGCUGCGGAAGGAGAUCGAAGGCUUCGCCCUGAACCGCGUGCAGUACGCCAUCAUCGCAGAGUCCUGGAGGCUGGUCAAGGAUGGAAUACUAUCCGUGGAGGACAUAGACCUGGUGAUGACCGAAGGCCUGGGCAUGCGUUAUGCCUUCAUCGGUCCAAUUGAAACCAUGCACCUCAACGCACCAAAAGGUCUAGAGGACUAUCUUGAGCGCUAUCGUGUGGGAAUGAGGAAGGUGCUGUCGACAUUUGGGCCUAUACCUGAGUUUUCUGGAGAGGAAGCUGCUCUGGUCAACAAGGAGAUCUGUGAACUCAUCCCUGCUGACCAGGAGCACCUCUCAGCCAGAAGAGAGAGGCGGGACAAGCUCUUGAUGGCCCUGGCCAAGCUGAAGAAGUGAGCUAACGCUGCUCCUCCGAUGACCCCAAGGUCAGGCAGGGGUGGGUGGUGGCGACUCAGAACAGAAUUCCAUCUGGAGCCCUCCUGGAUGACCUGGCUACGGACCAGAAUGCAUUGGUGCUCAGCCCACUCAGUGAUAUCAAUACUAAAUGUGACUAGCCUUCAGGGAAGCCAGCCAAAAGUUCUCUUUGGCAUAGAGAUCUAACCACGAAAUGAAAGCUGAUUCAAUUGCAAGUACAUGGGCAAGCACUGAAAUGAAUCAGAUAGUUUUAAUGCUGUAGUUCAUUAUGUUCUUAUUAUUAAUUCACUGUUAUAGUGACUUUCCAUGAAAAUGUAUUAUGAUUAUGAAAUAAACAAUCAUCAUGGCCUUA